Molecule: messenger RNA, 3024 nt
Organism: Porites lobata
Lineage: Eukaryota; Metazoa; Cnidaria; Anthozoa; Scleractinia; Poritidae
Source: the annotation of a GenBank genome assembly
AUGAAUGUAGGGGAUGGGCGGCACAGCCACCUCAACCACGAACAGGACAAAAAAAUCAACCUGGGUGGACCAUCCGAAUCACUUAUUCAAAAGUCCCAAGCAGGAUACAAUCCGGAAUCCGGUGUCAUCAAGCCGCUAUCCUUAGGACAUAUUGAACUUCUGAAAAACUCUGAAGCCAAACCUCUUAUCAAAACCGCCAAUCUUUUGGUAAUUCCUUGCGCCCUAGCAAAUGAUGGGACAGCACUUAAACCCGCGAUUGAAUUUGACGCGCGCCUCAAAGAAAACGUGGGUUUGAAAUUUCCAGUUGAUUUAGAAUACAUUAAGAAGAACCAGAAACCAUCCCCCGAACAUCUUAGAGACAACAUUAUCACAGAGGCAAUUGUCUCAUCGCUCACGUCUUUAGAUAACUUCUGUUCCCUACCCGUGGCUGUAGACUACUCAACACAGUCAGGGAAGACCGGUCAGACUAUGUCAAGCCUUUUUGAGGAACACAUCAAAACGUUACAGGUUUGCCAGGCAUGCCAAGAAAGAUUGCCAGGUCGACGUCAUAUUAUUUCAUCCAAUCAAAUAAAUUGCACCAGUUUUUGCCACACAUGCUACGACGCAAAAACAGUGUGUCCUAAAUGCAAGGUGGCAGGGCAAGUCAGUUAUGUACCUUCAUUAAGAGCUUGUGAUGCAUGCCUUGGGCGAAACAUUGUUUGUACUCGGCGAGUGGUAAUGGUGUUAUGUAGCGACUGUGAAACAGGAAACAAAAAUGCUUUUGAAAUAUUGAAUGAAAAGCUCGAAAAAGGUGUUAUAGAUCCCUACCUGGAGUUUUUAAGCAUUUUGCCUGAUUGUCCACAUGUCGGUAAAAGCAUGAAGGCGGCUUUUUCAAAUUGGUGGCUAAAAUGCAAAGAUGAGAGAAUCAACUUGGGUCUUCUAAGAACUGUGAGAAAUCGCUCCGACAAAGCCACCAAGGAUUGUUUCAGAAAACUUAUACCAAAAAACGAUCAUGUGAAAAAUAAGGACCGACAGGACCCUUCCUCCGUCCUCACUUUAAGUGCUGAGAACUUGACCGACGCAUUGAAAGACAUUGGAUAUGUAUGCCACACUAUCGUACCCGAACUGGACAAAUACUCGGCUGACAAUCAACGUGGCAUGUAUCCAUGUCCAAUCAGUAUUGCCGUACCAUCAUAUGGGUGGAUUGCCUUUCUUUCGUUCGAUGCAAAGAAUGGUAGUUCUACCCUGUUCAAAGCUCGUCUUCACAGUCCCGUCGACAAAAUCACUGUUCUCAGCAAAAACCUCAAGGUUAAACAGAUCCAUUGCUCUGACGGUAUAAUAUACCUAACUUCCGACAAAGGACCUAUCAGGGCCAUUGAAUUCUCUGAAGGAACAAUCAAUAUGAUUUCAAAGGAAAAGAAAAGAAAAGAUGACCUUGUCAACUUGGCAAGAAAACUUAAAGUGUCACCGGUGGGGACUGUUGCUGAAAUUUCGUCGAGACUGAAGAAGUAUUUCGAAUCAGUCAAAAAUCAAUAUCAAGGAAAAAGUGCCAGAAGUGACGAGAUUAACUUCUGGGACAAGGAAAUACAACCCAGCUUUGAGGCCAUGGUUUGUGUGGCCAGUGAUUUGAUCUAUGCAGCUGAAGUUACAAACAAAUCAAUCGUUUCCAUCGAAGUCGAAAGGGACGGAGUUGGUCUCAAGGGGAAUAAUCUCCAAAGAAUUGUUUCUUACGGAAACACAUGGGGAAAGGUUUACAGUAUGUGCCUCAGUAACAGAAAUCUGUUUGUAUCCCAUGUCCAGGGAAUAAGCAUGAUCAACAUGGAAACCAGUGAGUGUCAGUUAGCCGUGAAGCUUGACGAUGAACCUUGUGUUCUUACAAGGUUUAGCACAGACGUCCUAUUCACAAACCAGAAGAAGUCUUCAAUAUGGCAACUCAGUGGCAAUGGAAAAGAGUUACGUUUGUUUGCUGGCUCUGACAAAGAAGACGGAAAUAUAGAUGGGCCUAUCAAAGAAUGUCGCUUUAAACAACCAGUAGGCAUUUGUACAGAGUUCGAUGGUGUUGUGUAUGUUUGUGACGCACAAACGAACUCAAUAAAGAUCUGCACCAAAUUAAAAGAGUGUGCCCACUUUCUUAGUGCAAUUGGCUGUUUGUAUGAAGCUUUCUCUGUGCAUCAGAAAGGUGCACAGUAUACUGUUAAGACAGGAGAGGAAGCUAUUGGUCUUGUUAGGCAAUGUAGAAGGAUGCUUGACGAGAAUACCUAUGAUAUUCAAGAAACCACUGGCAUUACAAGAAGUCUCAAUGGACCUCAAGGCCAUGUGUCGGCCAGGACAGUAGCGUCGGUUUCCAUGAUAGAAAAAGGGCUCCAGAGAUUGUACACUAACCUUGAAAAUUUUGAUUACGAGAAUACACUAAAUCUUUUGAGCUGUAUGACACUAGAUGUGGAGAACUGUCACGCCACCGUACAUGUAAAGCAAGCAAACAUGUCAAUGGCAGAAUACUGCAGGUCAUUUGGCUUGGCAAUGAAGGAGGCAGUGAAACGGGUGACCUCUUGGGCUGCAUACUACCACACAAGCAGGCGAUCUUGGUACCCCAAACCAGAGGGUUGUUUGCAACUAUCGCAGGUUCCUAUCAUGAAACCUCUACCUAGUGUCAGUAUGAGCUCAGCCGACUGCAACGCACUCAGGGACUGGGCAUCCUCCUAUGGAGCUGCCGUAAGACAACGAACGGUACGCCAAGAGACUACCAUGGCAAAGCAUGGCACGCUCCCUGAGUUUAUGUACCAAAGACAAUGCAACAUCUCAGAGAAUCCUGUAUCUAUUGCCUUUGAUGAACGCGUUAACAGGGUAGAAGAUGCCAACGAAAAUAAUUCGGAAGAAGACGAGAGUGACGCCGAGUUUGAUGAAAGCAGCGAUGAAGAUGUUGAAGAUCAUGGUCGGGAAGAAUCGCUUCUUCAAGGAGAGAUCGGAAGCUCGGCCACGUUUCUCCUGGGAGCCAAGACUCGAUUCGGGAGAGUUGUUAGAUUUAACAAUCGUCUGCUCUACUGA